This is a messenger RNA of Xylona heveae TC161, 1599 nucleotides long. RefSeq lists its product as hypothetical. The record is from RefSeq and is a predicted model, not a curated record. The coding region runs from base 1 to 1599 and encodes 532 amino acids. NCBI's taxonomy places the organism in Eukaryota, Fungi, Ascomycota, Xylonomycetes, Xylonales, Xylonaceae. Gene Ontology annotation, cellular component: nucleus. Gene Ontology annotation, molecular function: RNA polymerase II cis-regulatory region sequence-specific DNA binding; DNA-binding transcription factor activity, RNA polymerase II-specific; zinc ion binding. The transcript has 9 exons. Gene Ontology annotation, biological process: positive regulation of transcription from RNA polymerase II promoter by galactose; DNA-templated transcription.
AUGCCGAAAUCCUCAAAGUCUGCCUCAGGACCAAUUGAACUUCGAGCAUGUACAGAGUGCCGGAAACUGAAGAGCAAAUGCUCCGGAGUCGCUCCCUGCCAGUACUGUUCUCGAAGCAAAAAACCUUGCUUGUUCGACCGUCCUCCAUCACGCACACCACUCACCCGGAGAAAUCUAGAUGAUGCAGAACGCCGGUGCACAAACUUGAUAGCGCUUAUCCGUAAACUGAAUCCGGAGGUCGAUAUCGAGGAUGCAUUGAAGACAGUCUCAGGGACAGGUGUACCGGCUACAGAAGUUCUUCUCGAGAGGCUGAAGAGCGGGGAUUCUGGUGGAGAAAGUCCUUCAUCGCCGGACAGACUUGAGUGGGAUGAAGCUUCGUUAGCUUCCUCAUGGCGUGUGCAAAAGGAAGCUCCGGAUGGAAUGGCAUCACUUCCAAGUCAAAGCACGGGAUCCGGGUAUCUUGCAAUUGGGGACUGGAUUCUGGGGGAUGAAUCAGAGAUAGAGCAGUCCAGAUAUUACAUGGUCGCACGAUCACAACUGUCAAUGCGGCUUCAUCGCGAGCCACCCGCGGAAUCAACGGCUGAUACACUAUUCAAUGAACGGAGAAGAGUCAUUUGGUGGAUUGUCUUUUGCUUCGACAGUGGAUUCAGCUUGACCACGGGGAGACCUAUUAUGGCAUCUGACUGUUUUGUCGAAACUCGAAUUCCACGAAACAUUAACGAUUCAGAGUGUACUCUGAAUUCCUUUCUUCCUGCACCAACGGAGUGGCCAACCACCUAUUCAGCCAUCAUUGCCCACGCCCGACUAGCUUCUAUUGGAAAUAAAGUCUACAAUGACAUAUUCUCCGCCCCCAAAAAGACGCCUUACGACUUAAGAAUAUCGCGCUCGCUCGACCAUCAGUUCAAGGCUUGGAAAUUAUCGCUCCCCGUCUACUUUACAGCGCAAGACGUUCCGCAUUGGUUUCGUGGUCCACGAGCGAUAGUCGGGUGGAAGGAACAAAACUUGCGUAUGAUGCUCUGGUGGGGAAGCCAGGCCCACUGCAACUCACUAUCAGAUGGUGAAGAAGUACAGAACACGUGUUACUAUGCUGCAGUCGAGACUAUUCACAACGUCACGACUUUCUGUCAAGACUAUCCUGAUACUCUCAACCUUUGUCUCACCUGCCUCGCGGCAACCAAUCAGGAUCUCUGGGAUUUCUCCAUAACCAGAGCACGCAACUGUCUCGCUCAAUUGAGUCAAAAAAGCAAGGCUGCAACACGAUGCCUGGCAGUAGUUGAUAAAAUCAGGAACAUAUCUCAGCCGUCGGAGUCUGCGUCAACAGUACUAACGGAACCCCCUCCGGAUAAUUACAAUGGCUCUGUCCAGCUAGAGGCUGAUCUCACAAACAAGGACACUUAUACAACAGCAUUUGCCAUAGAUCCUGCACUCGAGACAAUUUUCGAACGUAACUCCUCGAAUAUGGACAUCUUUGAAGAUCUUCAAGGAUUCCUUAGUACAGAUGAGGCUCAAUCAUUUGAUUACUUUCUGGGAGAUGCCUCGACGACCAAUGAUACUCAGGGUUGGUCGAUGCCUGGAGACUUAAGUUUAGAACUCACAUAG